Molecule: messenger RNA, 321 nt
Organism: Pieris macdunnoughi
Lineage: Eukaryota; Metazoa; Arthropoda; Insecta; Lepidoptera; Pieridae
Source: the annotation of a GenBank genome assembly
AUGGACAAUGCCAGUAAAAUCAACUUAUCGUCAAUCAUGCUUUUGUAUACCAGUUACUUCAUCAUUCACAAUCUUACUGCUGGAAUAUCUACUGUGCGUCUUGGUCCGGCGGGUGAUGGGUUGGGUGGGGUCGGGAGGCAGUCAACUUAUACUGUGCUAACGCCUUUACUCAUGCCUUUGACUGUCCGUCGCAAGUCUGGAGUGAAAUUUGGAGCGGAGCAGAGUAAACUUAGGGACGUGGGAGCGACAGCGACGCUGCCGUCAUCUCUAUGCGAGUUGAUAAUGCACCGAGUGUUCCACUGCGGCUCGCUUCACGACUGA